AUUGGAAGUAAGAUUACCAUGAUUAUCAAAAUAUCCUAAGCGACCAUUACAAACACCCAUUCUCUAUUACAAAAAUAAAAUCCCUAUAGUAUUCUUACCUUGCUAGAGAUAAUAUGCCGAGAGUUAGUAUAAUUUUAGCCUUAUCAUGCUUCCUCAUAGCUACAAAAUGCCUUAACGUGAAAGGUGAUCAAGCCCUAAUUGAUGAAACAUGUAGGAAAACACCUCAACCGGGUUUCUGCCAGUUAUGCAUGCGAGAAGACCCGGAUCGCUACUCCAAGGAUACAUUCGGGCUCGCCCUACAAUCCGCGGAUUGCUCUAUCUCAAGAAGUGUUAAUGUUAGUGUAGAUCUCGACGUCAUCUCAAAUGGGACGGUUGAUAAUCUGGUGAAAGAUGUGUGCCUAAGAUGCCAAUUCCUUCUGGGAAAUUCGAUCAAGAGUCUUCAAGCCGCAAAACGUCAUUUGGACGAGAAACGCAUGGAUGAAGCUGUGAAUGCUGCGGGAAGAGCCGGUGAUAAUCGUCAGCAAUGCGCCGAGCUACUUGUGGGGGAAUUCCCGGCGACAGAUGCUUUUAACAUUGAUUUCGAGAUCUUAAAGGAGUAUUAUAUAAAUGUAGUUGCAAUUCUGUCUCAAUUAUUAUAAUGUAAUUCUUGGAUUGUUGUUGGAUUUUUGCAUUCAACUACACAUAUAUUGUCAAAACGACUAUGAACUUAUGACAACGGUUUUUCU
Molecule: messenger RNA, 725 nt
Organism: Oldenlandia corymbosa var. corymbosa
Lineage: Eukaryota; Viridiplantae; Streptophyta; Magnoliopsida; Gentianales; Rubiaceae
Source: the annotation of a GenBank genome assembly